CCGGUGUGGCUCUCAGCUGUGUGUGUGUGUGUGUGUGUUUGUUCUCAGCUCUUCAAUGACUUGCACAGCCUGAGCUCAGUGAGUCUCAGCAGCAGCAGCUCUUCUCCUCCUGCUCCUCCUCCUCUUCCUCCCAGCACCGGCAGCCUCCACCAAACUAAUGCUGUGUGUGUGAAGUGUCGCGUAUUGCCGGACUCUCCUCUUCCUCCUCACGGACAAACCCGAAGCCCGCAGUCACUUUGUCGGAGUGUGUGGGAGCAUCAUGUGGAGGAAGGCUUCAGCAGCGGCCCUGCUGGCAUUGGCUGUUGGAUAUUUCUACCAAGGCAGCUCGGAGCUGCCAGAGCAGAUUCUGCAGUACAUCAACCUGCCGGUGUUUUGGUCAUCAUCUCACACUCUGAGCAGCCAGAAGAGCGAGGAGCAGGUGAUCUCUGCUGCCUGGGAAACUCUCAUUACUUUACCAACACGCCAGUGGAGCAAAGUGGCCGUAGGGGUAAAUGCUUGUGUGGAUGUGGUUGUCUCUGGAGUGGGACUACUGCAGGCUCUGGCUGUGGACCCUGGCACCGGCCUGGAUCAUGAAGUCUUACACUCCAAAGAGGACUUGAAGGAGGCCUUCAUCCAUUACAUGGGGCGUGGAGCAGCCGCUGAGCGCUUCUUCAGCGAUAAGGAGGUCUUUCAGUGGAUCGCACGAGCAGCAGCAGAAUACCCCGGUGCAAAGCUGUAUGUGGGAGGGAAUGCUGCUCUCAUUGGUCAGAAGCUCGCCACCUACCCUGACCUGAUGGUUUUGUUAUGCGGUCCAGUCGGUCCUAAACUUCAUGAGAUGCUGGAUGAGCAGAUUAUCGUUCCACCAGAUUCUCUUCAGGAGAUGGAUGAAUAUCACCUUAUUCUGGAAUAUAAAGCAGGUGAACAAUGGGGUUCAACUCGGGCGUCUCAAGCCAACCGCUUCAUCUUCUCUCAUGACGUGUCCAACGGGGAGAUGAGCUCACUGGAGACGUUUGUGGAGAGUCUGGAGGAGUUUGAGCCAGAGUUGGUGGUCCUGUCGGGGCUCCACAUGAUGGAGGGUCAGGGCAGAGAGCUUUGGGAGGAGCGGCUGAAAGAGGCUGUGUCGGCCAUAUCUGACAUCCGUAAAGAAAUUCCCAUCCACCUGGAGCUGGCAAGCAUGACCGACAAAGACUACAUGAACAGCAUCAUGCAGGAGCAGGUUAUGCCCAUUGUCAGCUCCAUCGGGCUGAACGAGCAGGAGCUGCUCUUCCUCUCUCAGGCCGGCGAGGGGCCUCAUGCAGACAUGGAGGCCUGGAAAGGCAUCCCUGAUGUGGGGCAGGUCAGCGACAUCCUCCUCUGGAUCCUGGAGCAGCACGGCCGCACCGACCCAUCGUCGGAGGCCGACCUCACUCGCAUUCACUUCCACACACUGGCUUACCACAUCCUGGUUACAGUGGAGGGAUACUGGGCGAAUGAGGCGGCAGCUGUGAUGGCUGGAGCACGAGUGGCCAGCAGUCAGGCCUGCGGGCUCCAGUCAGUUGAUAUUAGCAAAGUGGAGCUAAAAGCCCCGCUAGAGUUUCACAGCUCGCACUUUGAGCCGCGAGAGAAGUUGUCCCUGAACCCAGCAGAGCCUGUUGUGGUGUGGCGUCGCGGAAACGUCACUUUCCACCUCACACCAGUACUGGUCUGCAAACAGCCGCUUCGGACAGUUGGGCUCGGGGAUGCUAUCUCAGCAGAGGGACUAGUUUACUCAGAGUUAAAAACCCAGCAGCCCUUCUGAGGUUUGCUUCAAUAUGACACUGUCUGGAAAAUGUUGAUGGGAUGUGCUAAGAAGACCCAGUGAAGUUCCCCCUGCAGCUGCAGCUGUAGUUGUUGGGUUGGAGUCAUGUUUCUGAACCAGUUCAAACCUCUGUGUCCUGAGCCAGGUUCAGUGUCGUCCUUCCCAAUGUGCUGAAUGGUGACAAUUUAAAUCCUGCCUGAUGACUCCUCCAGUCUGCUUUAGUCUCCUCUGUCCUCCCUCCUCUUACACCCACUGGCUGAUGUAGAAACUGAGGCAGAACCCAACAGAACUGGAUCUGACUGGGCUGUGAGGUGGCCGGACUCUUUGCACAUGGCUCAGAUAAAAGCCAUCUUCACAAACUCCAAAGAGUUUUGUCGGCUCGCACCUAAUUUACAUUUACCUGCAUAUCUUCAGUACGCUGUGCCUUGGGAAAAUAUAAAGUUAUUGUUAAAAUGUUUUAUUUCUAUUUCAGAGCCAAGCAAAUGAAUUUUUCACAUGAGUUCUCCCUCAGAUACAUAUAAACACACACUUAAAUAAUAGAACUCUAAACUGAAGAGCAUCUUACUAUACGGUAGAAUCGAAGUGGUAUUCUUGAUGUUCUUUGUAUCUCGUCAACUUUUGGUGCAUCCACGUCAAAUAGAAACAUUCUUUCUCCCACGGGUGUCGGACUUGUCCACACACACACUUGAUGUUUUUGUUACUUUUCCUGAGAGGAUGAACUAAUACUAGUGAGUGAGACAGCUUUUGGGUUUUCUCAGUUUUUUGUCCAAACACGCCCACUUUAAAGAUGCUUCAUUUUGGAAACUCCACAAAGUACAGACGACAGUUAUCAUCUCUGUUGUUUGUACAUUUCUGAUGCAGAGUUGUUAUAUUCGUUUUCAAAUAAUAUACUGAAAUGUCACACGCUUAAAUGCUAACUUUUAUGCAGUAAAGCUCAGUUUACAAUCAGAUUCAGUUGGCAGUAAGUUAAAGGGAGAAUAAAACUUGAAAUUGUGGUGUAGGACACAUGUUAUCAGGGUUACUGUUUGUACAGAUUCUUUCUUGUCAUGUAUUGUUUUCUCAUGUCUAAAAAUGUGAUAACGUAACACGAUUGGCUAGGAACUCAUAAACGCUUCCAAUGUAACAAACCUGAUUUAAAUCCAAGCAUAUAAGAAAAUUGCUGUUACGUGGUUUGUUUUUUGUUUUUUUAUUUCCUUAAUCAUGUCAGAAGUACAGUAUGUAACUGUCAGAACAAUGUGUUUUGUAUACCUCAACUUGCCACUGAAGGCAUGCAAUAAUAAUAGUCUUAAUGCAAAAAUACAACAGAGAGAUGUAUGGCAUUCAGCGGAUUAAAUUCUUUGCACUAGUAGGAAGUGGCAGGUGUGCCUGCAAAGGUGAAUGUAACCUUAACCCUCCCCACCACCCACUCCCCAUUUAUUUUUAGCAAGUACAAUCUAUUCAACUUUACUCACUUCAUAGUUCGUCUCAUGUUUUUAACAAUUAUAACUGUCGACAAGUGUCAUUUACUUGUAGUAGUCAUUAAAAUAUGUAUAAACAGUA
This is a messenger RNA of Hippoglossus stenolepis (Pacific halibut), 3295 nucleotides long. RefSeq names its product ADP-dependent glucokinase (gene adpgk). The transcript is spliced from 8 exons. Bases 260 to 1756 code for a protein of 498 amino acids. Gene Ontology annotation, molecular function: ADP-specific glucokinase activity. Gene Ontology annotation, biological process: glucose metabolic process. Gene Ontology annotation, cellular component: endoplasmic reticulum. Lineage: Eukaryota; Metazoa; Chordata; Actinopteri; Pleuronectiformes; Pleuronectidae. The record is from RefSeq and is a predicted model, not a curated record.